AGCCAGUCAAGUUCAAGUGUUCAAGUGAAGCAGCCGCAACAUACGCAACAGAUCCCGCAGCAGCAUCAUCAGCAAUUACAGCAGUUGUAUCCAGUUGUGCUAAGUGAAUUCCUUAUCGGGUCAGGUGUAAACUAGUGCGAAAAUGUCGCAAUCCGAUAACGUGGCACGUGAGCAAACUGCGGCAAAUGCAGUGCCGGAGGCAUGUCAAGGCUGCCGCGGCCAGUUGCCACGUGCCACGCCCGUAGAAGUGGAGGACAUGGCCACCCCGUCGCUGGAGAAACUCAUUCGGAAGGCCAACAUGGCCCAGAAAAUGCUGAACGAUGUGAUGAAGCAGAUCCAAACGGAAUCUCAGCUCUCCACCAAGGAGACCAAGUCCAAGCACCGAAGUUCCGAUGGAGGUAAACGCAGACACAGAGGACGCAAGCAUGGUCAUCACACUAGCUCAUCUUCCAGCUCCAGUUCCGACCAUAGCGACUGCGAGCUGAUCCUGGCGGAGCAGGAGGAACACAUGCCUAGGAGGAGACACAUCCGGGAUGAUCGCAAGCGGGAUCGCUCCAGGUCUCGUGGUCGUUCCCGUGGUCACUCUCGUGGCCGUUCUCAUGGGCGUUCUCGUUCCAGGUCCUACACCGAUUCCCGACGAUCCCGAGCAUUGCCGUUGGCUCUGCCCGUUCGGAUUUCAGUGUGAGUAUCUGGCUGCAUUCAAUAUUACCAAAUAUCCAUUAUCCAUUUUAAAAGUUAAGUGUGCACAAAAAAAAAACCCAAAAAAAAAA
This is a messenger RNA of Drosophila erecta, 770 nucleotides long. RefSeq names its product RNA-binding motif protein, X-linked 2. The coding region runs from base 143 to 685 and encodes 180 amino acids. The transcript has a single exon. Lineage: Eukaryota; Metazoa; Arthropoda; Insecta; Diptera; Drosophilidae. The record is from RefSeq and is a predicted model, not a curated record.